Salarias fasciatus (jewelled blenny) is the source of this 1805-nucleotide messenger RNA. RefSeq names its product serine incorporator 2 (gene serinc2). The coding region runs from base 100 to 1467 and encodes 455 amino acids. The transcript is spliced from 10 exons. The record is from RefSeq and is a predicted model, not a curated record. Lineage: Eukaryota; Metazoa; Chordata; Actinopteri; Blenniiformes; Blenniidae. Gene Ontology annotation, cellular component: membrane.
AUUCCCUUCAGACGAUUGACGUCUGCAUUUUUACUUUUCCGCUUCUUCCUGAAGUCUUAAAGUUUUGAGUUUUCAACGGAAUAGCUGAUUAAAACCGACAUGGGAGCGUGUUUGGCUCUGGGCUCACUCGCCAGCUGCGCGUCCUGCCUGUGCGGCUCGGCCUCCUGCCUCCUGUCGUCAUGCUGCCCCUCCACCUACAACUCCACCAUCAGCCGGCUGGCCUUCUCCUUCCUGCUGCUGCUGGGCACGCUGGUGUCCAUCAUCAUGAUCCUCCCGGGCAUGGAGGAUCAUCUGAAAAAGAUCCCCGGCUUCUGUAAAAGCGACUCCAUCAUCUCGGGGACGGUGAACUGCGACGUCAUCGUGGGCUACAAGUCGGUGUACCGCAUGUGCUUCGCCAUGGCCUGCUUCUUCUUCCUCUUCUCCAUCAUCAUGAUCCGCGUGCGCAGCAGCAAGGACCCCCGGGCGGCCAUCCAGAACGGAUUCUGGUUCUUCAAGUUCCUGGCGCUGGUCGGCAUCACCGUGGGAGCGUUCUUCAUUCCCGACGGCACCUUCACCACAGUGUGGUAUUACUUCGGCGUGGUGGGCUCCUUCAUCUUCAUCAUCAUCCAGCUCAUCCUGCUGGUGGACUUCGCCCAUUCCUGGAACCAGUCCUGGCUGGAGAAGGCGGAGAACGGCAACAGCAAGUGCUGGUAUGCAGCUCUGCUGUCCUUCACCGUCGUCCACUACGCCCUGGCCUUCACCGCCGUCGUGCUCUUCUACGUCUUCUACACCACCGCUGACGGCUGCGUGGCGCACAAGGUCUUCAUCAGCCUCAACCUGCUGUUCUGCAUCGCCGUGUCCAUCGUGGCCAUCCUGCCCAAAGUCCAGGAGGCCCAGCCCAGCUCCGGCCUGCUCCAGGCCUCGCUCAUCUCCCUCUACACCAUGUACGUCACCUGGUCGGCCAUGACCAACAACCCCGACAAGCAGUGUAACCCCAGCCUGUUGAGUCUGGUCCAGGCCAGCAGCCCCACUCCGGCCCCCGGACCCACCGCCGCCCCGGGCAACGUGCAGUGGUGGGACGCGCAGGGCAUCGUGGGAUUGAUCAUCUUCCUCUUCUGCACUCUUUAUGCCAGCAUCCGCUCGUCCAACAACACCCAGGUGAACAAACUGAUGCAGACGGAGGACGGCCAGGGCCUGACGGCCGACUACGAGGCGGCGGCGGGCGAGGACGGAGUGCGGCGCGCCGUGGACAACGAGGAGGAGGGCGUGACUUACAGCUACUCCUUCUUCCACUUCUCCCUCCUCCUGGCCUCGCUCUACAUCAUGAUGACCCUCACCAACUGGUACAAGCCCAACUCGGACUACGAGUCCAUGCAGACGUCCAUGCCGGCCGUCUGGGUGAAGAUCUGCUCCAGCUGGCUGGGCCUGGCGCUGUACCUGUGGACGCUGGUGGCGCCGCUGGUGCUCCCCGACAGAGACUUCAGCUGAAGUCUCCAGGAAGAAGACGAGCUCGCCGCGCUCACUCACAACCACGCUGCCGCAGCAUCGCCAGCUUCAGCUUGAGAUAGAAGUCCCUCCUGAACCAGAGCGCUGUUUCCUUUAGCGGGGUCGGAGAGCUGACGGGUUUCUUUCACUACACCUUCAAGAUUAACCUCCUCCUCCUCCUUCUUCUUCUUCUUGUGCCAGUUUUUGUAACAGGAGUGCCUUUAUUGUUAUAUUGCAGUCAGUUUGUUCAGAGGGACCAUUGUUAUUGUUUUUUUUUUUUUUUAUUCACAAUCAAAACUUUCUUGUCAUUUUUUUAAAGGAAUAAAAGCCAAUCUGAUGGA